Molecule: messenger RNA, 2529 nt
Organism: Elgaria multicarinata webbii
Lineage: Eukaryota; Metazoa; Chordata; Lepidosauria; Squamata; Anguidae
Gene: ACAA1
Product: acetyl-CoA acyltransferase 1
Exons: 12
Coding region: 45-1319 (424 amino acids)
Biological process (GO): phenylacetate catabolic process; fatty acid beta-oxidation
Cellular component (GO): peroxisome
Molecular function (GO): acetyl-CoA C-acyltransferase activity
Source: RefSeq, a predicted model, not a curated record
GCGCGUCCAGGUCCGUCGCCUGAGGGAAAAGAGCCGAGCGAAGGAUGCAGCGCAUGAAGGUGGUUCUCGGGCACCUGUCCGGCGCCAGGCAGCCGCGGGGCGGCCCUUGCCUGGGCUACUCGGGGGCUGCCCGCUCGGGGGCAGACCCGGCCGACGACGUGGUGGUGGUGCACGGGCGGAGGACCCCCAUCGCCAAAGCCAAGCGGGGCGGCUUCAAGGAAGUGACACCUGAUGAGCUUCUUGUUGCAGUCAUGACGGCUGUCCUUAAAGACCUAAAUCUAAGCCCAGAUAAACUGGAAGAUAUCUGUGUUGGAAAUGUACUUCAACCUGGUGCUGGAGCUCUAACAGCAAGAAUUGGACAGUUUCUAAGUGGCAUUCCAGAAACUGUGCCAUUAUCAUGUGUCAACAGGCAGUGUUCUUCUGGAUUGCAAGCAGUGUUCAAUAUAGCUGGUGGCAUCAGAAAUGGAUCUUAUGAUAUUGGCAUGGCCUGUGGAGUGGAGAGCAUGUCUCUACGCAGCAACGAACCUGGGGACGUCAGCUCUCGUUUAAUGGACAAUGCCAAAGCCAGAGAUUGCCUUAUCCCAAUGGGAAUAACUUCUGAGAACGUGGCGGAAAGAUUUGGCGUCUCCCGGAAAAAGCAAGAUGCCUUUGCCUUGGCUUCCCAACAAAAAGCAGCUCGAGCCCAGCAGAUGGGAUGGUUUAGAAAUGAGAUUGUUCCUGUGACAGCUACCUUCACUGAUGACCAGGGCAACACGAAAACUAUCACCGUCAUCCAGGAUGAAGGGAUCAGGCCAAGCACCACGCUAGAGGGUUUGGCUAAGCUGAAGCCCGCCUUCAAGGAGAAUGGAACCACUACAGCUGGUAAUUCCAGCCAAGUUAGUGACGGUGCUGCUGCAGUUCUUCUGGCCAAACGCUCCAGAGCAUCGCAGCUGGGCCUUCCUGUCCUUGGGGUGUUGAAAUCCUACGCCGUCGUUGGAGUCCCGCCUGAUGUCAUGGGCAUAGGGCCAGCCUAUGCCAUUCCAGAGGCAUUGAAAAGGGCUGGGUUGACUGUGAAUGACAUUGAUAUAUUUGAAAUCAACGAGGCCUUUGCUAGUCAGGCUGUCUACUGCGUAGAGAAGCUUGGCAUCCCCAUGGAGAAGGUCAAUCCUCUUGGUGGCGCCAUCGCUCUGGGACACCCUCUGGGCUGUACGGGGACUCGGCAGGUGGUCACUCUGCUUAACGAGCUGAAGCGGAGGGGUAAGAGAGGGUAUGGUGUCGUCUCCAUGUGUAUUGGGACAGGCAUGGGAGCUGCAGCCGUGUUGGAGUACCCAGGGAAGUGAACUGAAGCCCAGCCUACUCGAAGUCUCUUAACACCUGGAAUGUUCCAGCAUCUGUGAAUGGUGAAGGGUCCUAAUAGAUUAAUCUUUUCAUAAAUCUGUCUAAUGAAAAGGUGCUUAACGUGCAGCCUGCAGGUGGGAUACAUUCCACAGAGCCCGACUUCCAUCCUGCCACCCGGCGAUAUUUGCAGCCUUCCAGCCAAAGAACUGAGAUGCUGACACAGCUCCUGGUAAUCUAGCAUUAGACCUAAAAGGAAGACAUGCCCUCUGCUGUAGUGGAUCCAUUUGGAGAGACGCAGCGCCAUGAAUCUUGCGUGUGGUGCAGAAUUGAGUGAGCACCCCUCCGCCUGGAGGAAAUUUGUCUUGGGCAUCCAUGUCUAAACAAAUUAAUAGUGUUUGUGGAGUGGGAUGUGGCAAGUCUAUGGACUACCUCAGUUAGCCAAGCUAACUGUGCAAGAAGAGAGAUUACAUCUAGGUCUUCUUGGAAAUGGGUCCCCUCCUGAAUGGUUUACUGAGUAACAGGGAAUGAUAGAAAAAUAGCUGCUGAAAAACAGUGCGUUGGGUUUGCUUUGCUUCGGGAAGUAACUUCUACGGGAAGUAGGGAUGCUCAAGGAAUUUGGUGGAUUCGCAUUUGGAAGCAAACGUGCCUGAUCCACACCUUUGGGAUUAAUGCGCAAAUUGGGACAUGUUCCUCUUUUGAAUCCGCACUCCAGCAAAUUCUACAAAGCGGUCAGAAUUUUCUUUUUGUGCCCCCAUUUUCAAUGUUUUAAGCUGCUGCAAAUGGCUUUUGCCUGUUGAAAAAAGAAUCAAAAUAAAGGGCAGCAUUCUUUUUUAAAAAAAAUAAUAAUGAGCAGAUUCUCUGAAAAUGCAUGUUCAAUAUGCAAAUGGGAAGACUUUUUUUGAAAAAGCUAAAUUGGUAUGAACUGAAUUUAGACUGAUCCGCCCAGCCUUCUGGAUCAUGUAUUCCAGCCCCUGUCCCCAUUCCUGCUCCAAGAUCAGAUAUGCACUAUACCUAAAAGCAUCCCUUAUGAUAUGCAGGGCCCUAAUGUUUCACUGCCUUACUGAAGAGACUGAGCUGGUCUUUAAUUGAUUGAAGAUGUUUUCAUCUAUAAAUUUGUAAAACCUGAAGAUGAUUUAUUUUUAAGAGACUUAGAAAUGUUAUGUAAUACCACUGACGUUAGUUUCCUUGCCUAUUAAACUCUCAAGUUCUUAU